AUGCCGAAAUUCACUGAUUCAAGUGUUAAAUCCCAUGUUGAUUGCGGGAAGGGUAAUAAAUGGCACCUAGCACAACUGGACAUUGGCAAUGCUUUUCUAAAUGGGGAACUAUAUGAAGAAGUCUACAUGGAUCUGCUCUUAAGCUAUCAACUUAAGAGGGAGUAUCAAGAUAAUUCUAGCAGCAAACUGUCAAAGGCAGAUUACUCAUUGUUUACCAAGCAUACUGAUCUUGGGUUCAUUGCAGUCUUAGUAUAUGGGAAUGACAUUAUCAUUGAAAGCGGAAAUAAAGGCUUGAUUGACCAAUUUAAAGCUUCUCUAAAUUCUCACUUCAAGCUGAAGGAUCUAAGCAAUCUUCAGUAUUUUUUUUAUUUGGAAAUUGCUUGGUCUUCUCAAAGUAUUAUGAUUUCCCAAAGAAAGCUUGUACUAGAGCUACUAGAAAAGUAUGGAAUUCUUGGGGCCAAGCCUAGCUCAAUACCUGUUGAAGUAACCUCAAAAUUAAUACAAAGUGAUAAUAAUGUCCAGUUAGUUGGGACAAGGCGAGACCUUGCCUAUGGAGUGCACAUAUUGUCUCAUUUUAUGGACAAACCUACCCAAUUUCACAUAGAUGCUGCAUACAGGCUACUAAGGUACUUGAAAGGCACACCAGGACAGGGGUUAUUCUUAUCUUCAACUUCUGAUCUCAAGUUGGUUGCCUACUCAGACAGUGAUUGGGCAGGAUGUCAAGAAAAAAGGAGGUCGCUGACAGAUUCCUGUAUCUUCAUUGGAAGCUCAUUAACAAGUUAG
Molecule: messenger RNA, 783 nt
Organism: Manihot esculenta (cassava)
Lineage: Eukaryota; Viridiplantae; Streptophyta; Magnoliopsida; Malpighiales; Euphorbiaceae
Exons: 3
Coding region: 1-783 (260 amino acids)
Source: RefSeq, a predicted model, not a curated record